GCUGAAGGGGAAAGAAGAAGCAGCAGCAGCAGCAGAAGGGAGGAGGAGAAAGGAGCCAGUCCUCGGUGCCGAGCCUCGGAUGUGCUGCUAAAGGAGAGAUUUGCAAAUUUACGCUCUUGCGCUGCACUGCUAUUUUUGCAUUGGCAUUUUUGCAAAAGAAAACUAUUAAUUUCUCAGUGAGAGAGAAAACUUAUUUCUGCAGUUCUUGUUUUCCUUUUUCUUUUAAAAAAGGGGAGGGGGGUUGCAUUGAACUGCAAAAGCAGGCCGAAUGUUUAGGAAUGGCUGAAGAGAACAACAAGGGUCUCCAACCCAAGGGCGGUGGUAGGAUAAAGAAGACUGCAGUUGCUGAAGAAGCAGGGGGAGAAGAGGAAGGAGAGGAGGAGGAGGAGGAGGAAGAAGACGAAGAGGGGGAGGAAGAGGAAGGGGAGCUGAGCCUGGUUAAAGCCAUGCAGCAGUGCGAACUGAACCAGGACAUGAUCGACAUCAGCAUCUCCAAUCUGGAGGGGCUCAGGACCAAAUGCGCCGCGUCCAACGACCUGACGCAACAGGAGAUCCGCAUGCUUGAGGUGAAACUUGUCAAAUAUAUCAGUAAACAGUUGCAGUGCAAGCGCAAGGUACCACCCAGUGAAAGAUCCUCUAAAUUGGAGAGCUAUCCUCGACUAAGUGACUGGUUCCAUACCAUUAACUUAAGAAAAGAAAUAUUACAGGAGGUUCCAGGUAACCUAACGCUUGAUACCUUGCUGAAUAUGUCGGAUACGAAAGUCUGUGAAGCCAUGAAGAGAUAUGGAGCCAAUCCUGAUGAAUGUAGCCGACUAAAUGCUGCCCUCUCCUGCUUGAGGAAUAUAAAUGACUCUGGCGGUGAGUUGCAAGAAGAUGCUCUUCCUUGGACUUCAACUGAAACAAGGCGAGAAAGCAACCCUGCGCUACCUCCAGAGUUGAUUUCUUCUGCUGGAUCCAGACAGCCACACAGCCCUUCACCUAUUCCCAGACUAAUUCAUCCACAACCACGUUCAGUCUCUGUUUCUGUUAUUCCUAGUUCGGAUUAUGUCUACUUGCCAAAUCGGUCAGAUUAUUUAGUGGACCCCUUUUCACAAUCCCCUCUACCAGGCCGACGAACGUCAGGACCUCAAACCAUUAUGACUACGCCACCGGCCACUCCUCCAUCAAAGAAGAAAUAUCGGUUUAAACCACCACGAACCCCACCACCACCUUCUCGGAAACUCAUUCAGCUUUUUCCUGGUUUCUCAGGACUUACCAGAAGUAAAUCUCAUGAAUCUCAACUGGGCAAUAGAAUAGAUGACGUACCAACAAUUAAGUUCGGUAAGAAAAACAAGUUUUUUCUCAAUCUGAACAUCAAUGGCAGUGGCACCAGCUGUGACGAUAUCGUGACCCGAUCCCCCUUAUUACCAUGUAGGCCUUUCUUUUCUCCGUCUAUCGGAAGUUCUUACUGUCUUCCCUCAACGCCUUGUCCAUCUGAUGACCACAGUUCUCCUAAAAACUCGUUACAUGUACCACGAGGAUCCCCUCAGAUGCAACACAGGGAUUUUGGGCUCUCCAUUACACAUAGGUUUUCAACAAAAUCCUGGCUCUCUCAGACAUGUCAAGUUUGUCAAAAAAACAUGAUGUUUGGCGUGAAGUGCAAACACUGUAGAUUAAAGUGCCACAACAAAUGCACAAAAGAAGCUCCUCCAUGCCGGAUUUCAUUUCCCCAAAUAUCAAAAAUGAGAAGAACCGAGUCUGUACCAUCUGAUAUAAAUAAUUCUGUGGAUAGACCUGGGGAGCCUCAGUUUGCUACUCUUCCAAAGGUACCUCAUAAAAAGGAUCCCGCUCCUUUAGAUUCCAGCAGCAACCCAUCUUCAACAACCUCUUCAACGCCAUCUUCUCCAGCACCCUAUCCGUCUUCCAAUCCUCCCAGUGCAACUCCACCCCCAAACCCUUCGCCGAAAGGUCACAAAGACAGGUUCAAAUUUCCAGCUGCAUACUACUUUCAUCAUAGACAACAAUUUAUCUUCCCUGAUGUUCCUAGCCCUACGUUGCAUGUCACCCUGCAGCCUGACAGCUCUGAACACACUAAUCCAGUGGAGGAAACUGAAUCAGAAGCCGUUGAAGAUGUAGAUGCAGAGAAUGAAGAUCGGGCCCUCGAAGAUGAGGAGGCUAGCAAGUCAGAAUUGGAGUAUGAGACUGAUGAGGUGGACGAUUUGCCAAGUACAAGACCCCAUUGGAAGGGGCCGAUAUUCCGCAAGGCCAGCCAGACGAGUGUCUUCUUGCAAGAAUGGGACAUCCCCUUUCAUGAAUUGGAGGUCGGAGAGCUUAUUGGCCAAGGGCGUUGGGGCAAAGUUCACAAAGGACGCUGGCAUGGAGAAGUGGCAAUUAGGUUGUUGGAGAUUGAUGGCAAUAACCAGGAUCACCUGAAAUUGUUCAAGAAAGAAGUGAUGACUUAUCGUCAAACCAGGCAUGAAAAUGUGGUACUUUUCAUGGGAGCCUGUAUGCACCCCCCUCAUUUAGCCAUUAUUACAAGUUUCUGUAAAGGACGAACACUCUUCUCAUUUGUAAGAGAUUCCAAAACCACACUGGAUAUUAACAAGACAAGGCUAAUUGCACAGGAAAUUAUAAAAGGGAUGGGGUACCUUCAUGCAAGGGGCAUUGUGCACAAGGAUUUGAAAUCAAAGAAUAUCUUUUAUGACAAUGGAAAAGUUGUCAUCACAGACUUUGGGCUAUUUGGUAUAUCUGGUGUGGUGCAAGAGGACAGGAGAGAGAAUGAGUUGAAGCUGCCAAAUGGAUGGUUGUGCUAUGUGGCACCUGAAAUAGUCCAGGAAAUGUAUCCAGGCAAGGAUGAAGAUAAGCUCCCCUUUUCAAAGGCAGGAGAUGUAUAUGCAUUCGGAACUAUUUGGUAUGAACUCCAAGCUAGGGAUUGGCCAUUGAAGAACCAACCUGUGGAGGCAAUAAUCUGGCAAGUUGGCAGUGGGGAAGGAGUCCAGAAUCUUUUGGCUCAGAUUUCCUUUGGAAAAGAAAUAACGGAAAUUCUCUCCACGUGCUGGUGUUAUGAUCCAUGUGAAAGACCGACCUUCUCUCAGCUGAUGGACAUGCUUGAAAAACUGCCAAAGCUGAACAGGCGACUUUCUCACCCAGGCCACUUCUGGAAAUCUGCAGAGUUAGUAUCCCAUCAUCUUCAAUUUUGAAAACAUGCAAUGCGAUGCUACAGUGUACCUGGCUUUAUUUAAUUGUUCAUUUUUUAAAUAAUGCUAACUUUUAACGUCCAGCUGUGAGAUUAUGCUAGCCAUUUUUUGUGGACUAAGCAGUUUAACUCCAUCCAGGGACGCCGACAGUCCUUUCAGGUGAGGCAGUGGUUUACCUGCACCUCUAUUGUGUUCCCAGUUUGGGCUCCUAAAUAUCGGCUAGACCAAGCGUAGACUUGGUGAUCAUUUGGCUGAUACUUACAGUCAGUUCACCUUUGCCUACAUGAUCUCCCCGUUGCCAAACAUUUAAACUCCAUUUCCCACUCCCAUACUGUCCUGGGCCUCCUCCACGGUUCGAGUGAGACCACACGCAAAUUGGAGGAACAGCACCUCAUAUUUCGCUUGGGCAACUUACAACCCAGCGGUAUGAAUGUUGAUUUCUCUUAUUUCAAGUAACUCCUGUAUUUCCAGUCUCCCCCUCCCUCCCCAACCUAGUUGUCCCACCAGUUCCACUGUUCACAUCCUUGUAUCCUUCUCAUUGGCACAUCUUCCCCAGUCAACAAUGGGCCAUUAUCGGACUACACUCUUCCUUAGGUCAUCUGUUGCCGACCCUGAUUAGUUCUGACCUUUUCCCGCCUCCAGUUAAUUUCUCCCCCUCUUUUCCAACCCCCCCCCCCCCCCCCCCCAGGAGAUUACCACCAGUUUUAAGUAUUUUUGGUUUUUCGAUGAACAAUUUAAUCUUAUUGAUACUUCUUUAUUCUCGCUUACAACUAAAUGUUAACCUUGUUCAGUGGGUAGUUACAAGCAUAAAGAUGCAGAGUUACAGUACUUGGCCACAGUUAGAAAAUGUACAAGGGUUGAUCUCAAGUACAUAUACUUAUUGUAUUUACCUCCAGGCCAUUUUCUCUUAACGGACAUGUUUUUUCUGGUAUUUUAUCAUUUGUUAAUGGCUCUGGAGCAUAUAGAUAAAUAGGUUUAAAUAUGCUGCCUGUCCCGCUGAGUUACUCCAGCAUUUUGUGUCUAUCUUCGAUGUAAACCAGCAUCUGCAGUAUUCUCCGGUGCAGAUAAAUAGUUUUUUUUUAAUUGAGAUCUCACAAAAUGUAAUUAACCAUUUACUUCUCAGUCACAUCAGUGAAUCAACACCUUCACUGUCAAUCAGAAGUUAAAUCUACACCAUAAAGUUUGUCAUAUGCCAAGAUUAUUGAAGGUGCAUUUUCACUGCAAGCACACUAAAGCAGUCAAAAGUAAUUGACACUGUGACAUAUUUCCUCAUGUACAAGAUAGCUUUCAUUUUCCAAUUAUCGGUACUUCGGGGACCAUUUGUCACGUGGGAGGAGGUGAUGGCUUUUGUCGGCUACGAGGAUAGAUCAGUAGGUAGAAGAAUUUUCAAUAGUGAGAGUAGCUUGGCUCUUCAAGAAGUAUAUUUUAUUUUAAACAACUUCACAAUGAUCAGCACAUGCUGCUAGUUGAGCCAUUGGGUUGCAUUUGUUGAAUGCACCCUGAGCCCAGUGCAACACCACAGUUUCAUCAGAAAGUUUUAUUGCAGUCGAGGCAACUUAUUUCAAUCAAUCAAUCAAUCAAUCAACCUUUAUUGUCAUCUUGCAAAGCAACAGUUGUACAGUGCAAAAUGAGUAGACGUUUCCCAGGGAAUUUUGUGAUGGUUCGCCUUUUUUUGGUUCAUACUGAUCAUCACCAAUAUUGACGUCAGCUCCAAAAUUGUCCCAUUGAUGUAGCGUUU
Amblyraja radiata (thorny skate) is the source of this 4914-nucleotide messenger RNA. RefSeq names its product kinase suppressor of ras 1a (gene ksr1a). The record is from RefSeq and is a predicted model, not a curated record. NCBI's taxonomy places the organism in Eukaryota, Metazoa, Chordata, Chondrichthyes, Rajiformes, Rajidae. Gene Ontology annotation, molecular function: ATP binding; protein kinase activity. Gene Ontology annotation, biological process: Ras protein signal transduction; protein phosphorylation. The transcript has 19 exons. Gene Ontology annotation, cellular component: cytoplasm. Bases 279 to 3179 code for a protein of 966 amino acids.